Molecule: messenger RNA, 2401 nt
Organism: Dicentrarchus labrax (European seabass)
Lineage: Eukaryota; Metazoa; Chordata; Actinopteri; Moronidae
Gene: elovl7a
Product: ELOVL fatty acid elongase 7a
Exons: 8
Coding region: 171-1055 (294 amino acids)
Biological process (GO): fatty acid elongation, monounsaturated fatty acid; fatty acid elongation, saturated fatty acid; sphingolipid biosynthetic process
Cellular component (GO): endoplasmic reticulum membrane; endoplasmic reticulum
Molecular function (GO): fatty acid elongase activity
Source: RefSeq, a predicted model, not a curated record
AUGCCUAUCAUAAGCGGGGAGUACGGCGCGUAGAGAGCAGAGGAGGCGCACCUGUUGGGAAGCUGCAGGUGAGCCGGGAGUUUGGAUACAGACAAUUUGACCCAGCAAAAAGGACUUUCACCGAGUAACAGCGGUACCAGCACAAAAAGGUGAAUUGCAGGGAUCUGAAAAUGGAAUUUGAUAAUAUAAAGUCCUCGGCCGCACUUGUUUAUGACGAGUUCAUCCAAAAUGCAGACUCACGGACAGAGAACUGGUUGCUUAUGUCAUCUCCUCUCCCCCAAACGGUCAUCAUCGCAGCGUACAUUUACUUUGUCACGUCGCUGGGGCCUCGGCUAAUGGAGAACCGUAAAGCCUUUGACCUCAAAGGAGUCCUCAUAGUCUACAACUUCAGCGUGGUGGCUCUCUCACUCUACAUGUGCUACGAAUUUGUGAUGUCAGGAUGGGGAACGGGAUACUCUUUUAACUGUGACCUGGUCAACUACUCUGAUUCACCACAGGCUAUAAGGAUGGCAGCAACAUGCUGGCUUUACUACUUCUCAAAGUUCAUUGAGAUGUUGGACACGGUCUUCUUUGUGCUGAGAAAGAAGAAUAGCCAGGUGACAUUUCUUCAUGUCUACCAUCACUCAAUCAUGCCAUUCACCUGGUGGUUUGGAGUUCGUUUUGCAGCAGGUGGUAUGGGGACAUUCCACGCCCUGCUCAACUGUGUUGUCCAUGUUAUCAUGUACACCUACUAUGGCCUGACUGCCCUGGGCCCCAACUACCAAAAGUACCUGUGGUGGAAGAAAUACCUCACUACCAUUCAGCUGAUCCAGUUUGUUAUGGUGACCAGCCACAUCUCCCAGUAUUUCUUCAUGAAAGACUGCCCCUACCAGUUCCCUAUCUUCAUCUACAUCAUCGGCCUGUACGGCCUGAUUUUCCUGUUCCUCUUCCUCAACUUCUGGUACCACGCCUACACCAAGGGCAAGAGGCUGCCGAAAGUGCUGCAGGCUCAGACAUGGUCACACCACACCAAUGGAGUUAUGAAUGGAAACGCCAGUCAUGAAAAAGAUGAGUGAUGCAAGACUUGGCUCAUCUGGGGGGUUUCGGGGUUGACCUCAUUUACAUAAGCAAACCACUGCAGUCUGACAUUCAACCCCAAUUAUUUUGGACUGUAUUUUUUUUGAUUGCUUUUCUACUUGCAACUGCAACAGACAAUCUUUAAAUUAUGACCAACGCUAUAUUUAAGGGGUUUAUUGACCCAAGCUGAAGGGUUUCAUUUUGUUUUGUUUACAUUGAAGGUAAAGCCCAAGUUCUGCUAUGGAAGUUUCCAAAGAGCCCUCCUUUGUCUGCUACAGUAUGGUUAGAAAAAAUUUCACUUGUCAGAAAUUGACUCCACAAUUCACACCAACUAUAGGGCUUCACCUAUGAUAAGACUGUAGGCCCUCAUACUGGGCCUCCUCAAAGCUUCUAAUGCCGAGAUCACUUUUUUUUUUUUUUACUUUUGUGACUUGAUCUUUCGUCUGAGAAGACUUUUAGGAAAUCCAAUUUUUUUUGUUUGUUUUAAGUUGCGCACUGAAAAGUUAAGGGUUGUUUAUUUCAUUUAACCUAAUAUGACGUUGACUGUUCUGAGUCGAUGGGUGUUUAGGCUACACACGUUAAGAGGUUACAUGCAUGCAGAACGGGGUGUUUUGUUUUAAAAGAGAAGGUUUUGAUCACAUAUGCCCACUUCUCUAUGGCUUGAGUCACAACCAAUGCUGACGGUACAGACAUCCAGUGAAAAGGGCUAUCUUCAUACAGUGGAGUUAAUUUAUUCUCCUGAUUUAAUGAUUGUCCUAUGAAGCGUUGGUGUGACAAAGAUGCCAGAGAUGAAGGCUGAUGGACCACUGUAGUCCUUGUAGGAUCCAGAACAGAGCUAGAGUUUUACUACUUCCUUACUGAGGCAUAUUGCAAAAAUAACACUGUUUUACAGGACCGCAGUACGCACAAUUGCAUGGAUUCACUAUUUAGCCAGUCAAAAGACAUGAGCAGCCUCGCUUGCCUGCUUUUUAGUAUUUUGCUUCAUGUGUUGAAGCUCUGUGGCUAACAGUGUCUUCAGACGGCUGGAGUCAGGCAGUGCCUUUGGACUGAGGUCUGUGGAGUAGUUUUAUAUAUUGUUAUAAUGAUCUUAAACUGAAAAGUGAAUGUAACACUCUGCUCAUUUUGGUGACGGAGGACACAGGAUCGAGCUAGGCAUGGGGGUGGAAAGAGUUCCACUUUUAAUCCAGUUGUGAGCCCAUGUUAACAGAUACAGUGCAUACAAAUGAGGUUUUUCUUUCAGUUCCUCGUCCGAUCCAAUAGUUAAUACUGUAAGAAAUGUUGCAUAAAAUGUUGUUUAUAUUGUCUUUUAUAUGUAUUUAUAAAAAAUAAAUGAUCAUGUACUUAG